GAGUGCAGAGACCUGGCAGGGCUUCCCCUCCUUUGUCUGUCUGGCUCAGGGCUGCAGCGCCAGAGGAAAUCAAGAAAUGUCCAAACACAGUUGCAGUGGUGGUGGACGGGGACGAGCUCCGCCUCGCCUCCGACAGAAAGAAGGAAAAGUACCGACGGACUGAAAAACUCUUCUUCUGAAAAGGAUUCGGAGGAAAAAAAGGAGCCAAAACCAGCGUUUUUCCUUUUUUUAAAUGAAAUUCCGCAUUGGAGCGAUUGAAUUUUGUGCAACGUGGCUGCACUUUCUCAUGAGCUGACCUUUUAAUGUUUGUAGUAACAACAAAGAAAUUAUUGAAUUGCUUUUUUUGAGAGCCAAACAACAUCUGUGACCUGGAAGAGGACGAACGUGUGACUCCAGCGGUUCCACUUGUGGCCGGAGGAAGGCCGAACACAUGAGCCAAACAUGACGUCAACGGCAACAAGACCAUCCCACCUUUCCCAGAGGGGACGGAGAUGGUCAUGUUCGGCAUGGGCUGCUUCUGGGGAGCCGAGAGGAAGCUCUGGAGUCAAAAGGGAGUUUACUCCACCCAAGUGGGCUACUCUGCAGGAUACACCCCCAACGCCACCUACAGGGAGGUCUGCACAGGUCGAACCGGCCACAACGAGGUGGUGAGAGUCGUCUUCCAUCCCGAGCGGAUCAGCUUCACCGACCUGCUGAAGGUUUUCUGGGAGAACCACAACCCGACUCAAGGGAUGCGUCAGGGGAACGACUCUGGGACCACGUACCGCUCCGGCAUCUACACCUACACAGAUCUGCAGCUGCAGGAAGCCUUGGCCUCCAGAGAUCAAUACCAGCAGGUUCUGACGAAGGCCGGCUUCGGUCCAAUCACAACGGAGAUAGCCGAAGUCAAGCCAUUCUACUACGCUGAGGAUUACCACCAACAGUACCUGAACAAGAACCCUGAUGGAUACUGUGGCAUGGGCGGAACCGGAGUCUCCUGCCCAAUAGGACUCAAGAAGAAGACUUAGAUGGACAGUGGCAGGGAUCUUUUAAGGCUUUAAAAUGCUUACUAAUGCAAAAAAUUUAAUUUAGCUUCGACUCGAUCUUCUUGAAAACAACAGACGUGUGGAAACGUGAUGACUUCAUUGAACCUGCAGUGCUGGUUUCUGACGUCUUCAGGUGAAAGUAAGAAAGAAGAGACGUUAGCGAGCGAGUUCAGACACAUGGGACACGCCCUCCCAGUGUGGAGGCUUCUUCAAACAGAACAAUGGCCCAAUAUCCAUUACCUGAUAUCUAUUACUUUAUAUCCAUUACUUGAUAUGCCUUGCGUCAGCCUCCACGGUGGUUUAGGAUAUUUCCGAGUUCAGCGCCUCAACGCCAAACUCUUUCUGAUUGAACUGACAGGUAAACUAACUAUUCCAGUGCCUGACAGUAUAUUUGAGUGAAUUGUAAAAUAAAUGCAACCUUUAGAAUGUAAAUAAAUAAAAUGGACGAAGUGUGUCAAUCAUGACGCGUUCUUAUAUCAUCAAAUAACCAAACUUUCUACCUGGAAUGACACAAAACAUUUAUUUAAAUGUCCCAUCUGCUGACAUGGAGGCGGCAGGGUUUAUAACCCAUACUGCAGCCAGCCACUAGAGGGCGACACUUUUUUGAGACGUCAUAUCGUCCAUCUUUCUGCAAAAAUGUCAUCUUUUCUCUGGUUUGAGCUCCAGAAGAAGAUAUUGAUUUGUUUUUCUCAGCUUGUUUUAUGAUAUUAUUCUUUUAAACUGAUUUAAUUUCAUAGUUUUCAUCAUUAAAGCAUUAAAAUCUUCUCAAAGCUGUU
Messenger RNA from Limanda limanda (common dab), 1801 nucleotides. It is a transcript of the gene msraa, whose product is annotated as methionine sulfoxide reductase Aa. Gene Ontology annotation, molecular function: peptide-methionine (S)-S-oxide reductase activity. The record is from RefSeq and is a predicted model, not a curated record. The transcript has 6 exons. Bases 492 to 1007 code for a protein of 171 amino acids. Gene Ontology annotation, biological process: cellular response to oxidative stress. Gene Ontology annotation, cellular component: cytoplasm. Lineage: Eukaryota; Metazoa; Chordata; Actinopteri; Pleuronectiformes; Pleuronectidae.